AUGCGCCUCAUAUCGCGUCGUUGCAGCUUCAUAGCGCUUGCUGUUGCCUUGGUAUCGCUUUGCUUUCUGGUGAACCAUGGAGUCCACCAGAUCAUUGUGCGUAAGCAGAUUUCUAUGAAUGUCUUACCUAAAGUACCCGAAACGGACGAAUGCAUACAUAUUGUUCAACUACUCCGGGGCAAUGAAACUGUUCACCGAUCAGUUACCAUGCUCAAAAGUCUCCUGUACUUCCAACACCGACUCCCAGCAAAUAAGAUACAAGUAAAUUCGACCUCCACAUGCUUGAAUGACACACGUGAAGAGUACACACGCACCACCAUUCAUGUGCAUGUCAUUGUGGAGAGGGCAACACUCCCGUUGGUCCAAGCCACAUACAGCAAGUGGAAUGUCAAGGACUUUUACUGGCAUCUUUAUGACAUGGACAAAUACCUGCAUCUGGUGAAGUGGAUUCCUAACAGGCAUGAAUCUGGAAUAGCUAGUCUGAUGAAGCUAUUCCUACCAUCAGUGUUGCCUGAUCGAUUAGAGAAAGUACUCUGCGUUGACUCAGAUACUCUCUUCAACUUUGAUGUUCUAGAGUUGUGGAAUCAUUUCAGAAUGUUCAACGCAACACAGGCGCUCGCACUCGCAUGGGAACAACAGAGUGCGAAGAGUGACUGCUCAUAUGCGCAAACAAUCCCCAUUCCACCGAAUGGAGUAAAUGGUGGGCUGGUUCUGAUGCAUCUCAAAAGGCUGCGAGCUCUCGACUGGGACAAACUUCGUGAGGAUGCUUUAAAUGAAUAUUUGCAAGCUUUUCAAGUACUCAACCAGGGUGAUCAAGUGAGUAGCAAUCGGAGAAUUCUAGCAUAA
This is a messenger RNA of Dicrocoelium dendriticum, 846 nucleotides long. Lineage: Eukaryota; Metazoa; Platyhelminthes; Trematoda; Plagiorchiida; Dicrocoeliidae. The record is from the annotation of a GenBank genome assembly.